GCGGACCAUAGAUUCUUCUACUUUUUUCCUCCACUAUUUCAAUACACUCCUAAAUAAUGUACGUCUUGGUAUCUUCUGCAACUUUUUGACUGGCAUCUCUCCGAUCCCUCUCUCUAUAUAUGUAUGUAUAUAUAUUGACGGCAUUCUUAUAUUUAUUUUACCUUAAAUUUGUAUCUCCGUCUCUAUUCUUUCCGGUUGUGCUCAACUUACACUAUUUAGGGCUGCGAAUAUCUUUCUAUUUUUUAAAAAUUCUUAAUUGAUUAAUUAAUCAGUUGUUUUUUUUUAUAAGGCGAGUAUGAUCUACUUCACUGCUCAUUCGGUUAGAUAUAUCCAUAUUUUAUAAUCUUGAAAUUCGUAUAUUCGAUUUCCUCUUCAAAUCCUUCUUGUUAUUGUCGUUGGUUGUUUCAAUCUCGUUUCAAUUUCUGUGAAAUGGAGUUGUAGUUGGAGGUGGGGUUUAUCACACCAUAUCAUAGAUCAUACCCUGUUCAAUUGCAUUCCUAAUAUUUUGUUCCUUUUUUCCAAUUCUAUUUUGGAAGCUAGGUUUUUAGAUAUAUAUAGAUAUAGAUAUAAAUAUAUAUAGUUAUAUAUGGAAAGAUUGUGUUAGAUGCUGGGACUAGUUGGAGAAAGAUCGUUAUGAUAAAGAGGCAAAAAAGCGUUUCCUUACUAACCUCAUUGUUCCAUCAGAACCACCACCACCACCACCGUCACUGGGGUUGUCGAUUUAUGGCACCCACCGCCUCCCUAGACCCGUUAUUCUCCAAGGAAUUAUACCUUCACCGCCACCACCAGCAAGCUUUUUUCAACACAAUUGAGCGGUCUUCGUCUGUCGGAAAGGUGUGGUCGUUGGUGGGUAAUGGUGGUUUGUUGCGGAAAAAUGGAAGACAAAUCAAUGGGUUGAUUCUCAAGGGUUGCUCUGACAGUCGUAAAGGGGUUGAUGAUAAUACUACUACUAACGGUGCUAAUGCGUUUCAGAAGACUCGGGCUUUUGUUCCAAGCCUGCCACAGCUGGUUCGCGGUCCUGACACCGACCAUCUUCUUGAACACGGAUCCGGUGCUGGAUUGUUGAACGGUCGCGGUGGUGCAUAUCACGGGCGAAGCCCCAUUGGAUUCCCACCACAACAAUUGCCUGAAAAAUUUGUUGUUGCUGUUGAUGUUGAUGAGGUUCUUGGAAACUUUGUAUCAGCUCUGAACCGAUUCAUUGCAGAUCGUUACUCUUUGAAUCACUCAGUCUCAGAGUACCAUGUCUACGAGUUCUUUAAGAUCUGGAACUGUUCCCGUGAUGAAGCUGAUAUCCGUGUUCAUGAAUUCUUUAAGACAUCUUAUUUCAAGACGGGGAUCCAUCCUAUUCCUGGUGCACGGCAGGCUCUUCAAAAGUUAUCAAGAUUUUGUAAUUUAUCAAUAGUGACGUCCCGGCAGAAUGCAAUCAAAGACCACACACUUGAGUGGAUUGAGAAGCAUUAUCCGGGACUGUUUCAAGAGAUUCACUUUGGCAAUCACUUUGCUUUAGACGGACAGUCUAGACCUAAAUCAGACAUUUGCAGGUCCUUGGGAGCAAAAGUUUUGAUUGACGAUAACCCAAGAUAUGCCAUCGAGUGUGCCGAGGUUGGAAUUAAGGUUCUACUUUUUGAUUAUGAGAACUCAUAUCCUUGGUGCAAGACAGAUUCUGUUGAUCAAAAUCCCCUGGUCACUAAGGUUCAUAACUGGGAAGAAGUGGAGCAUCAAUUAGCAUCAUGGAUAGUUUCAUGAAAAAUUCAUCCCAUAACUAGAUUCAUCAGACACCACCAAUAUCCAGAAACUGAUUUUUUCUACCCAUUAAAGCAGACAUAAUGCUGAAAGUAUGUAAUACACAUUGUGGUCUUUUCAGGAAGCAGCUCGAAGGAGACCAGCUAUAUAGGAUUUUGCAGUGUUAGGAAUACGAAAGCAAAAGCUUACAUUGUUCUACUAUUUUAUUUUCUGACAUCCGUUUGUUCCACCUUUUUUUCUUUUUCUCCUUUUUGUUUCCCAUAAGGGGAAACCAUGGGAUUGUCAAAUUGUGACAAGAACCUUCUUGAUUAUGAAGUUAAUUUCAUUUUACGAUUACAAA
Cornus florida is the source of this 2083-nucleotide messenger RNA. RefSeq lists its product as uncharacterized. Gene Ontology annotation, molecular function: 5'-nucleotidase activity. Bases 634 to 1746 code for a protein of 370 amino acids. NCBI's taxonomy places the organism in Eukaryota, Viridiplantae, Streptophyta, Magnoliopsida, Cornales, Cornaceae. The record is from RefSeq and is a predicted model, not a curated record. Gene Ontology annotation, biological process: deoxyribonucleotide catabolic process. The transcript is spliced from 6 exons.